Messenger RNA from Entamoeba nuttalli P19, 765 nucleotides. RefSeq lists its product as hypothetical. Bases 1 to 765 code for a protein of 254 amino acids. The transcript has a single exon. Lineage: Eukaryota; Evosea; Mastigamoebida; Endamoebidae. The record is from RefSeq and is a predicted model, not a curated record.
AUGCUUCCACAUGUUUUGUCUACAUGGAAACAACCUGAAUAUAAAGCAUGGGAAGAUUGGAAAAAUUCAUUACAAUUAUAUUCUAUUUACUUAAAAAAACAUGAACUUACACUAACAGUACCUACAUUUUAUAUGAACCAAACGGUAGAUGAAAAUGGAACUACAUUUGAAGAAUUAAUGAAAGAGUAUAACUUAGUAUUUAUUGUUCCAAAUAAUAAUAUAACUAUAAUAGAAAAAAUGGUUAUUCCAUGGUUAAGUAAAGAAGAAAGCACUCCAAAGAAGUAUAUUGGUAUUCAAUUUCAUAGUGUUUAUAAUUUUGGAUUUGGUGGUACUGACAUUAAUUAUAUGAUUGAAUUAAAAGAAUUAGACGUAAAAUUAAAAAAUAAAUACAAAAAUUAUGGAGGAAUUGAUGUAUUAGAUUAUGAAUUCUUUAAACAAUAUUAUCAAAAACAUAAUUAUAAAAAUAGUUUAUAUCCAUCUUUUAGAACAAUAUAUUUUAAUUAUUUUAAUUCGUAUGAAAAGAAUGAAAUUAAUAAAGCAAUUCAAAUAUGUCAAGAAAUUAAUUCUUCAAUAUCACUUGAUAUAAGUGAAAUUGAUAGUGAGUAUUUUAUGGAUUGUGACUCAUUUAUUAAUGUACUUUCUUCUAUUAAAAAAGCUGGAGUAACUUAUAAAUUAUUAUUAAAUAGGUCGUUAUGGUUAAAAGAAUGGUUUGUCUUCCUUAACUUUUUUCAUCAUAAAUGUGUACAUCAAAUUGAAAAUAUUUAA